UCAUUUGAUAAGACCAAGAAGGGAAUAUUAAUGAAAAUCCGAACGGACAAACAGAGACAUAUAGAUUACUGUCUCUAUGAGAGAAUCUAUAUGACUGACUAGCUAUGCCGAACCCCAGAAGAAAUUCCUAUUCAGGCGGCCAAAGCACGGAGAACCCAUUCCAUCAGAACCACUCGAUCAUCUCCUCUCUCGAGCAGUUCCUGAAGAGACCGCAAGCAAUCCCUCUUCUGCUCUCAAUCUUUGUUUUCCUCACCUGGGCUUCUCUCAAUCUCCAACGCUCGUCCCAUAACCAACUCCCAAACAAUGCCCAGCAGAGAAAGGAGGAGAUAUCGAGCGCAGAGGAUGAUGAGAAGGUGAAUCUGGUCCGAUUCAAAUCUGGGUUCCCUUCGCCCAUCGCCACAGAUAAGCGUGGUUGGUUGCUCAACCCGGUCUCUCUUGCCCUUGAUUCUGGAAUUAAAGGUGGAGCGGUGUCAUGUGCUUCAGUUCAUAUCGGUGAGAUGCAACCUGGAGCUAUGAGAGGGAACCACCGGCACCAUGAUUGUAAUGAGACGUUUGUCAUUUGGGGCGCUAAGACAAAAUUUCGGCUGGAGAACAAUCAAAUAGCAGGUAAAGGUUAUGCUGAAGCGAUAAUUGAUGCAGAGGAGGUUGCUGUCGUAGCCAGUCCAAGCGGAACUGCUCAUGCUUUGAUGAAUAUUGAUCCUGUACGUACGACAUAUUUUAUUGGGUGCCAGGACAAAUUGAUAAACUAUAAUGGUUCAAGUUCAACAACCAAUUUCAACGUAUGGAACGAUCUCUAGAUGUUACUUCUUGUAUAUGUCUGCUUCUUUCCAAGUUUAUUUUUUCCCAAUGUGAUUUUGGCAUCACAGUUCAAGUUAGCAGAUCUGUACGUAUGGCUCGGUUGCAGUUUCGUUGUUUUUAUUUAUCCGCGAUCGUUUUUCUGUAACCUGCUUUGAGUAUUAUGUAUACAGCACUGGAUGAGGGCAUUUGUUUGAUGAUAUUUAUUUGACUAUAGAAGAUAAGGAAUAGACAAAGGAAAGGCUCCUGCUUUAUUA
Molecule: messenger RNA, 1052 nt
Organism: Tripterygium wilfordii
Lineage: Eukaryota; Viridiplantae; Streptophyta; Magnoliopsida; Celastrales; Celastraceae
Exons: 3
Coding region: 105-797 (230 amino acids)
Cellular component (GO): trans-Golgi network; endosome
Source: RefSeq, a predicted model, not a curated record